Molecule: messenger RNA, 27408 nt
Organism: Callorhinchus milii (elephant shark)
Lineage: Eukaryota; Metazoa; Chordata; Chondrichthyes; Chimaeriformes; Callorhinchidae
Product: neuroblast differentiation-associated protein AHNAK
Exons: 7
Coding region: 147-26198 (8683 amino acids)
Biological process (GO): regulation of RNA splicing
Cellular component (GO): nucleus; cytoplasm
Molecular function (GO): protein binding
Source: RefSeq, a predicted model, not a curated record
UUUAUUCUCCUAGCUGCAGUGAUGUUGGGCUUCAGCAUUAGCAGCUAGCCUGUCGGGGUGGAGAUACUGCCUUUUAUUUUUCUACUUCAGAACUCGUCCGGUUAAAAGGAGAAUUAGAUCGGGAAACUACUAGAGGAUUUGCCAAGAUGUGCGACUGUUUUCACCUGCCCUUUGCUACCUGGCGAGGGCCUCCAGCCAGUGGAUCUGUCCAGUGUCUGAAAGACGCCGAGACAGAAGAUGGAGAUGAUGGUUCUGUAUGUGAACUGCCAACUGAAUUUGUAGAAACUGUUAGACCAAGGCCACAAGGGUCUUCACCGGUAUAUGACUACUCAUUAACAGAGGAAAUCAGAGGCAGAGGCAAAAAGAGAGAAAUGGAAACCGACAUGGAAGUGAUUCUGAAAACAGAAGCUGAAGUAGGUGCAGGUGGAUUCAGUGUUAAGGGUGGAGAGAAUAAGGGUAUAUUUAUCAAGAAUGUACAAAAAGAAUCUCCUGCCGCAAAGCUGUUAAGCAUGAGAGAAGGUGAUCAGCUUAUCAGUGCGACAGUUUAUUUUGAUAACAUGAAAUUUGAAGAUGCUCUCAAGAUUUUGCAGUACUCCGAGCCGUACAAGAUACAGUACUGCCUGAAGCGAAAGAUCCCCAGUGCUGCAGCUGCCGCAAUAGGACCUGAGCAAGUUGAUAUAAAAGAAUUCAAAUCGAUUGUGGGAGAAAAAGAAGACAUUUUUACAGACCUAUACCAGAAGAAAACAAAACUGGUUGAUUCCGAAGAAAUGAAAAUACACAGAGAAACACAACGUCAGGAAAUGGGUAACAAGGGCACGACGAAAACAGCUAAGGUAUCAGACAUAACAUUUUCUGGCUCCACAUUCCCAGACAGCAGAAAAACAAAGAUGGACAAAUUAGACAGAUCUCACAGUUUACCAGAAGCAGAAGAGUAUGAUCAGCGGGUAAUCACUGCAACAAGCACAGAUAUAGAAUCCUGUUUAAAAUUGCCAGAAUCACCCCAAAAAGUAAAGAAACGAAGAAAAAAAAUAAAAUUUCCACAUCUUGGUCCAAGUACAAAGGCAGAGGUCCCUGAAGACACACAAAUGGUUUCCACAGACAGCACAGAAUUUUCAACAGCAAAACAAGGCAGUGCAAAAAUAAUUGUAGAUGUUACAUUACAGAACACAAAAGAUGACAAAAUAAUGACAGGAGUCAAACCAACUGAGCAAAAGCCCAAAGAUGAAAAACAAGAGACAAAUCUGGACCUAGAAACAAAAUACAAAAUGCCAAAGCUCAAAAUAGCCAAAUUUUUGCUGUCGGAAACAAUUUCUCCCAAAGAUGAUAUCACCAUUACAUUACCACAGGAAACAACAUCACACUCACUCUCACCACAAGACCAGGAGAGUGAAACAAUCCAAAUUUCACAACCAAAGGCAGAGGGUGACAAAAGACAAAAUGUAUCCCUUAAAGCUUCUGAACAACUGAAAGCCAGACCGUACGUUUCAACAGUGCAGACAACAAUACCGAGUGAACACAAAGACAAAGCAGGCUCUUCAAUACUUGGCUACACCGUACAAAUGGAACACCAAAGCACCAAUAUGCCAACCAAUGUCAUAUUACAAUCAUUUCAAGGUAAUGAAACAGAUAUAAUCAUGAAACAGCCAGAUAUUAACAUUCCACUUAAAAGUACUGAAACAGAAAUCAAAGGAUCCCAAGUACACAUCCAGGUAUCUCCAUCCAAAGGUGCCGUUGGGACAAUUCAAGAUGUGCGAAAAAAACCCAAGUUGAAGACAGUGAAGAAAAUUAAAAAGACUGCACCUGAUGAGAUGGCUCAAAAUGUUGACAUUUCUUAUCCACCAGAUGAUGCCUCUAAAGUCGAUACAGAAACAGUGAUGCUGACUGGUGAAUUCAGCGCUGGGGUUGUUCAGGUGCAAAACCCUGAUGCUUCCUUAAAAAUAGAUAAGGUAAAAGUGCCAUCAUUGGAUGUGACUCUGCCCCAAAUAAGACAUGAGAACCUUAGCCCCACAAAAUCCCAAAUUGAAGUAACUCUACCUGCUGCAUCAAUGCAGAUCAAAGGUCCAGAGACUGAAAUUCAUCCACCAACAAUGGAAGUAGGGAUUGGUUCCACAAAAAACAUUGCAGGUGCAGAUGGAAAGUUUAAAAUGCCAAAGGUAAAAAUACCACAUUUUGGGUUGUCAAUGCCAAAAUUUAAAGGCACUGAAGAAGACGUUGGUUCAAAAAAGGCAGACAGUGAGACUACAAUUACAAAAUCAAAACUAGGUAUGAAGGGUCCUGAAAUGGACACAGAAAUACCAUCCUUUGAAAUAGACAUGGAGAUUUCAGAAGCUAAGAUUGGUGGAAAAAAAGGCAAAUACAAACUACCCCACAAUAAAGGUCCCAAAAUUGGAUUUUCCGCAUCUCCCAAAUUGAAACUUGAGGAUAAUGUGCCAAAAGGUGAUGUGGAUGCGAGUAAAAAGCUGAAAGGUGAAAUUGAUGUGGAUGUAAGCCUUAGUAAACCCAAAGUUGACGUAACCCUACCUGAUGUGUCAGCAGAUAUCAAAGUUCCAGACGCUGAAAUCAACAUACCAACAAAAGAAAUAAACAUUGAAGGCCCAGAUGGCAAGUUCAAUAUGCCAACAGUAAAGAUGCCAUAUUUUGGGAUUUCAAUGCCAAAAUUUAAAGGCCCUGAAGUUGACAUUGGUCUGAAAAAAACAGACAUUGACAUUCAACUGCCCAAAGCUGAAGGACACAUCAAGGGACCUGAGAUUGAUAUCCACGCACCAACAGUGGAUCUUGAUACUGGUUCAGCAGAAAUGAACAUCGAAGGUCCAGAUGGCAAGUUUAAAAUGCCAAAGGUUAAAAAGCCAGAUUUUGGGAUGUCAAUGCCGAAAUUCAAAGGUCCUGAAGUGGAUCUAAGCCUAAAAAAGCCAGACAUUGACUUUACACUGCCCAAAGCAAAAGCAGACAUCAAAGAACCUGAGAUUGAUGUACAAAUAUCGUCGUGUGAAGUAGAUGUAGAGGUUCCUGAUGUAGACGUUGGAGGAGGAAAAGGAAAAUUCAAAAUGCCCCACAUGAAGAUGCCCAAAUUUGGAUUUUCUGCACCUGAAAUAAAAGCUCCCGAAUUGGAUCUUGAUAUGAGUUUGCCCAAGGUGAAAGGUGAAAUUGAUGCAGAUGUAAGCCUUAGUAAACCUAAAGUUGACGUAACUGUACCUGAUGUAUCAGCGCACAUCAAAGGUCCCAAGGCUGACAUCAACAUACCAACGAUGGAUGUGGAGGCAGGUUCAUCAGAAAUAAACAUUGAAGGCCCAGAUGGCAGGUUCAAGUUGCCAACAGUAAAAAUGCCACAUUUUGGGAUUUCAAAACCAAAAUUUAAAGGCCCUGAAGUGGAUCUCAGUCUGAAAAAGCCAGACAUUGACCUUACAUUGCCCAAAGCAAAAGCAGACAUCAAGGGACCUGAGAUUGAUGUACAAGUACCGUUGUGUGAAGCAAAGGUAGAGGUUCCUGAUGUUGACAUUGAAGGAAGAAAAGGAAAAUUCAAAAUGCCCCACAUGAAGAUGCCCAAAUUUGGAAUUUCUGCACCUGAUAUAAAAGCUCCCAAAUUGGAUCUUGAUGUAAGUCUCCCCAAGGUGAAAGGUGAAAUUGAUGCAGACGUAAGCCUUCGUAAGCCCAAAGUUGAUGUAACCGUACCAGAUGUAUCAGCAGACAUCAAAGGUCCCAAGGCUGACAUCAACAUACCAACGAUGGAUGUGGAGGCAGGUUCAGCAGAAAUAAACAUUGAAGGUCCAGAUGGCAAGUUCAAGUUGCCAACAGUAAAAAUGCCACAUUUUGGGAUUUCAAAGCCAAAAUGUAAAGGCCCCGAUGUGGAUCUCAGUCUGAAAAAGCCGGACAUUGACAUUAAAUUGCCCAAAGCAAAAGCAGACAUCAAGGGAACUGAGAUUGAUGUACAAGUACCGUUGUGUGAAGCAAAUGUAGAGGCUCCUGAUGUUGACAUUGGAGGAAGAAAAGGAAAAUUCAAAAUGCCCCACAUGAAGAUGCCGAAAUUUGGAAUUUCUGCUCCUGAUUUAGAAGCUCCCAAAUGGGAUCUUGAUGUGAGUUUGCCAAAAGGUGACGUGGAAGUGAGUUUGCCCACUGUGAAAGGUGAAAUUGAUACAGAUGUAAACCUUAGUAAACCCAAAGUUGACGUAACACUACCUGAUGUUUCAGUGGACAUCAAAGCUCCCAAGGCUGAUGUCCAAAUACCAACGAUGGAAUUGGAAGCAGGUUCAGCAGAAAUAAACAUUGAAGGUCCAGAUGGCAAGUUCAAGUUGCCAACAGUAAAAAUGCCACAUUUUGGGUUCUCAAUGACGAAAUUCAAAGGCCCUGAAGUGGAUCUGAGUCUGAAAAAGCCAGACAUUGACCUUGCACUUCCUGAAACAAAAGCAGACAUCAAGGGACAUGAGAUUAAUGUACAAGUACCGUUGUGUGAAGCAAGUGUAGAGGCUCCUGAUGUAAACAUUGGAGGGGGAAAAGGAAAAUUCAAAAUGCCCCACAUGAAGAUGCCCAAAUUUGGAAUUUCUGCACCUGAUAUAAAAGCUCCCAAAUUGGAUCUUGAUGGUCGUCUCCCCAAGGUGAAAGGUGAAAUUGAUGCAAACGUAAGCCUUCGUAAGCCCAAAGUUGAUGUAACCGUACCAGAUGUAUCAGCAGACAUCAAAGGGCCCAAGGCUGACAUCAACAUACCACCGAUGGAUGUGGAGGCAGGUUCAGCAGAAAUAAACAUUGAAGGUCCAGAUGGCAAAUUCAAGUUGCCAACAGUAAAAAUGCCACAUUUUGGGAUUUCAAAGCCAAAAUUUAAAGGCACCGAUGUGGAUCUCAGUCUGAAAAAGCCGGACAUUGACCUUAAAUUGCCCAAAGCAAAAGCAGACAUCAAGGGAACUGAGAUUGAUGUACAAGUACCGUUGUGUGAAGCAAAUGUAGAGGCUCCUGAUGUUGACAUUGGAGGAAGAAAAGGAAAAUUCAAAACGCCCCACAUGAAGAUACCGAAAUUUGGAAUUUCUGCUCCUGAUUUAGAAGCUCCCAAAUGGGAUCUUGAUGUGAGUUUGCCAAAAGGUGAUGUGGAAGUGAGUUUGCCCACUGUGAAAGGUGAAAUUGAUACAGAUAUAAACCUUAGUAAACCCAAAGUUGACGUAACACUACCUGAUGUUUCAGUGGACUUCAAAGCUCCCAAGGCUGAUGUCCAAAUACCAACAAUGGAAUUGGAAGCAGGUUCAGCAGAAAUAAACAUUGAAGGUCCAGAUGGCAAGUUCAAGUUGCCAACAGUAAAAAUGCCACAUUUUGGGAUGUCAAUCCCGAAACUCGAAGGCCCUGAAGUGGAUCUCAGUCUGAAAAAGCCGGACAUUGACCUUAAAUUGCCCAAAGCAAAAGCAGACAUCAAGGGACCUGAGAUUGAUGUACAAGUACCGUUGUGUGAAGCAAAGGUAGAGGUUCCUGAUGUUGACAUUGGAGAGGGAAAAGGCAAAUUCAAAAUGCCCCACAUGAAGGUGCCCAAAUUUGGAAUUUCUGCACCUGAUAUAAAAGCUCCCAAAUUGGAUCUUGAUGUAAGUCUCCCCAAGGUGAAAGGUGAAAUUGAUGCAGACGUAAGCCUUCGUAAGCCCAAAGUUGAUGUAACCGUACCAGAUGUAUCAGCAGACAUCAAAGGUCCCAAGGCUGACAUCAACAUACCAACGAUGGAUGUGGAGGCAGGUUCAGCAGAAAUAAACAUUGAAGGUCCAGAUGGCAAGUUCAAGUUGCCAACAGUAAAAAUGCCACAUUUUGGGAUUUCAAAGCCAAAAUGUAAAGGCCCCGAUGUGGAUCUCAGUCUGAAAAAGCCGGACAUUGACCUUAAAUUGCCCAAAGCAAAAGCAGACAUCAAGGGACCUGAGAUUGAUUUACAAUUACCUUCAUGUCCAGUAGUUGUAGAGGCUCCUGAUGUAGACAUUGGAGGGGGAAAAGGAAAAUUCAAAAUGCCCCACAUGAAGAUGCCGAAAUUUGGAAUUUCUGCUCCUGAUUUAGAAGCUCCCAAAUGGGAUCUUGAUGUGAGUUUGCCAAAAGGUAAUGUGGAAGUGAGUUUGCCCACUGUGAAAGGUGAAAUUGAUACAGAUGUAAACCUUAGUAAACCCAAAGUUGACGUAACAUUACCUGAUGUUUCAGUGGACAUUAAAGCUCCCAAGGCUGAUGUCCAAAUACCAACGAUGGAAUUGGAAGCAGGUUCAGCAGAAAUAAACAUUGAAGGUCCAGAUGGCAAGUUCAAGUUGCCAACAGUAAAAAUGCCACAUUUUGGGUUCUCAAUGACGAAAUUCAAAGGCCCUGAAGUGGAUCUGAGUCUGAAAAAGCCAGACAUUGACCUUGCACUUCCUGAAACAAAAGCAGACAUCAAGGGACCUGAGAUUAAUGUACAAUUACCUUCAUGUGCAGUAGGUGUAGAGGCUCCUGAUGUAGACAUUGGAGGGGGAAAAGGAAAAUUCAAAAUGCCCCACAUGAAGAUGCCCAAAUUUGGAAUUUCUGCACGUGAUAUAAAAGCUACCAAAUUGGAUCUUGAUGUAAGUCUCCCCAAGGUGAAAGGCGAAAUUGAUGCAGAUGUAAGCCUUCGUAAGCCCAAAGUUGAUGUAACCGUACCAGAUAUAUCAGCAGACAUCAAAGGGCCCAAGGCUGACAUCAACAUACCAACAAUGGAAUUGGAAGCAGGUUCGGCAGAAAUAAACAUUGAAGGUCCAGAUGGCAAGUUCAAGUUGCCAACAGUAAAAAUGCCACAUUUUGGGAUGUCAAUGCCGAAAUUCGAAGGCCCUGAAUUGGAUCUCAGUCUGAAAAAGCCGGACAUUGACCUUAAAUUGCUCAAAGCAAAAGCAGACAUCAAGGGACCUGAGAUUGAUGUACAAGUACCGUUGUGUGAAGCAAAUGUAGAGGCUCCUGAUGUUGACAUUGUAGGGGGAAAAGGAAAAUUCAAAAUGCCCCACAUGAAGAUGCCCAAAUUUGGAAUUUCUGCUCCUGAUAUAAAAGCUCCUAAAUGGGAUCUUGAUAUGAGUUUGCCAAAAGGUGACGUGGAAGUGAGUUUUCCCACUGUGAAAGGUGAAAUUGAUACAGAUAGAAACCUUAGUAAACCCAAAGUUGACGUAACACUACCCGAUGUUUCAGUGGACUUCAAAGCUCCCAAGGCUGAUGUCCAAAUACCAACGAUGGAAUUGGAAGCAGGUUCGGCAGAAAUAAACAUUGAAGGUCCAGAUGGCAAGUUCAAGUUGCCAACAGUAAAAAUGCCACAUUUUGGGAUGUCAAUGCCGAAAUUCGAAGGCCCUGAAUUGGAUCUCAGUCUGAAAAAGCCGGACAUGGACUUUAAAUUGCCCAAAGCAAAAGCAGACAUCAAGGGACCUGAGAUUCAUGUACAAGUACCGUUGUAUGAAGCAAAUGUAGAGGCUCCUGAUGUUGACAUUGGAGGGGGAAAAGGAAAAUUCAAAACGCCCCACAUGAAGAUGCCCAAAUUUGGAAUUUCUGCACCUGAUAUAAAAGCUCCCAAAUUGGAUCUUGAUGUAAGUCUCCCUCAGGUGAAAGGUGAAAUUGAUGCAGACGUAAGCCUUCGUAAGCCCAAAGUUGAUGUAACCGUACCAGAUGUAUCAGCGGACAUCAAAGGGCCCAAGGCUGACAUCAACAUACCGAGGAUGGAUGUGGAGGCAGGUUCAGCAGAAAUAAACAUUGAAGGUCCAGAUGGCGAGUUCAAGUUGCCAACAGUAAAAAUGCCACAUUUUGGGAUUCCAAAGCUAAAAUUUAAAGGCCCUGAAGUGGAUCUCAGUCUGAAAAAGCCGGACAUUGACCUUACAUUGCCCAAAGCAAAAGCAGACAUCAAGGGACCUGAGAUUGAUUUACCAUUACCUUCAUGUCCAGUAGUUGUAGAGGCUCCUGAUGUAGACAUUGGAGGGGGAAAAGGAAAAUUCAAAAUGCCCCACAUGAAGAUGCCGAAAUUUGGAAUUUCUGCUCCUGAUUUAGAAGCUCCCAAAUGGGAUCUUGAUGUGAGUUUGCCAAAAGGUGAUGUGGAAGUGAGUUUGCCCACUGUGAAAGGUGAAAUUGAUACAGAUAUAAACCUUAGUAAACCCAAAGUUGACGUAACACUACCCGAUGUUUCAGUGGACUUCAAAGCUCCCAAGGCUGAUGUCCAAAUACCAACGAUGGAAUUGGAAUCAGGUUCAGCAGAAAUAAACAUUGAAGGUCCAGAUGGCAAGUUCAAGUUGCCAACAGUAAAAAUGCCACAUUUUGGGAUGUCAAUGCCGAAAUUCGAAGGCCCUGAAUUGGAUCUCAGUCUGAAAAAGCCGGACAUUGACCUUAAAUUGCCCAAAGCAAAAGCAGACAUCAAGGGACCUGAGAUUGAUUUACAAUUACCUUCAUGUCCAGUAGUUGUAGAGGCUCCUGAUGUAGACAUUGGAGGGGGAAAAGGAAAAUUCAAAAUGCCCCACAUGAAGAUGCCCAAAUUUGGAAUUUCUGCUCCUGAUUUAGAAGCUCCCAAAUGGGAUCUUGAUGUGAGUUUGCCAAAAGGUAACGUGGAAGUGAGUUUGCCCACUGUGAAAGGUGAAAUUGAUACAGAUGUAAACCUAAGUAAACCCAAAGUUGACGUAACAUUACCUGAUGUUUCAGUGGACAUCAAAGCUCCCAAGGCUGAUGUCCAAAUACCAACGAUGGAAUUGGAAGCAGGUUCAGCAGAAAUAAACAUUGAAGGUCCAGAUGGCAAGUUCAAGUUGCCAACAGUAAAAAUGCCACAUUUUGGGUUCUCAAUGACGAAAUUCAAAGGCCCUGAAGUGGAUUUGAGUCUGAAAAAGCCAGACAUUGACCUUGCACUUCCUGAAACAAAAGCAGACAUCAAGGGACCUGAGAUUAAUGUACAACUACCUUCAUGUGCAGUAGGUGUAGAGGCUCCUGAUGUAGACAUUGGAGGGGGAAAAGGAAAAUUCAAAAUGCCCCACAUGAAGAUGCCCAAAUUUGGAAUUUCUGCACCUGAUAUAAAAGCUCCCAAAUUGGAUCUUGAUGUAAGUCUCCCCAAGGUGAAAGGCGAAAUUGAUGCAGAUGUAAGCCUUCGUAAGCCCAAAGUUGAUGUAACCGUACCAGAUGUAUCAGCGGACAUCAAAGGGCCCAAGGCUGACAUCAACAUACCAACGAUGGAAUUGGAAGCAGGUUCAGCAGAAAUAAACAUUGAAGGUCCAGAUGGCAAGUUCAAGUUGCCAACAGUAAAAAUGCCACAUUUUGGGAUGUCAAUGCCGAAAUUCGAAGGCCCUGAAUUGGAUCUCAGUCUGAAAAAGCCGGACAUUGACUUUAAAUUGCCCAAAGCAAAAGCAGACAUCAAGGGACCUGAGAUUGAUGUACAAGUACCGUUGUGUGCAGCAAAUGUAGAGGCUCCUGAUGUUGACAUUGGAAUGCCCAAAUUUGGAAUUUCUGCACCUGAUACAAAAGCUCCCAAAUUGGAUCUUGAUGUAAGUCUCCCCAAGGUGAAAGGUGAAAUUGAUGCAGACGUAAGCCUUCGUAAGCCCAAAGUUGAUGUAACCGUACCAGAUGUAUCAGCGGACAUCAAAGGGCCCAAGGCUGACAUCAACAUACCGAGGAUAGAUGUGGAGGCAGGUUCAGCAGAAAUAAACAUUGAAGGUCCAGAUGGCAGGUUCAAGUUGCCAACAGUAAAAAUGCCACAUUUUGGGAUUUCAAAACCAAAAUUUAAAGGCCCUGAAGUGGAUCUCAGUCUGAAAAAGCCGGACAUUGACCUUACAUUGCCCAAAGCAAAAGCAGACAUCAAGGGACCUGAGAUUGAUGUACAAGUACCGUUGUGUGAAGCAAAUGUAGAGGCUCCUGAUGUUGACAUUGGAGGCGGAAAAGGAAAAUUCAAAAUGCCCCACAUGAAGAUGCCCAAAUUUGGAAUUUCUGCACCUGAUAUAAAAGCUCCCAAAUUGGAUCUUGAUGUAAGUCUCCCCAAGGUGAAAGGUGAAAUUGAUGCAGACGUAAGCCUUCGUAAGCCCAAAGUUGAUGUAACCGUACCAGAUGUAUCAGUGGACAUCAAAGGGCCCAAGGCUGACAUCAACAUACCGACGAUGGAUGUGGAGGCAGGUUCAGCAGAAAUAAACAUUGAAGGUCCAGAUGGCAAGUUCAAGUUGCCAACAGUAAAAAUGCCACAUUUUGGGGUGUCAAUGCCGAAAUUCGAAGGCCCUGAAUUGGAUCUCAGUCUGAAAAAGCCGGACAUUGACCUUAAAUUGCCCAAAGCAAAAGCAGACAUCAAGGGACCUGAGAUUGAUUUACAAUUACCUUCAUGUCCAGUAGCUGUAGAGGCUCCUGAUGUAGACAUUGGAGGGGGAAAAGGAAAAUUCAAAAUGCCCCACAUGAAGAUGCCCAAAUUUGGAAUUUCUGCUCCUGAUUUAGAAGCUCCCAAAUGGGAUCUUGAUGUGAGUUUGCCAAAAGGUAACGUGGAAGUGAGUUUGCCCACUGUGAAAGGUGAAAUUGAUACAGAUGUAAACCUUAGUAAACCCAAAGUUGACGUAACAUUACCUGAUGUUUCAGUGGACAUCAAAGCUCCCAAGGCUGAUGUCCAAAUACCAACGAUGGAAUUGGAAGCAGGUUCAGCAGAAAUAAACAUUGAAGGUCCAGAUGGCAAGUUCAAGUUGCCAACAGUAAAAAUGCCACAUUUUGGGUUCUCAAUGCCGAAAUUUAAAGGCCCUGAAGUGGAUCUCAGUCUGAAAAAGCCGGACAUUGACCUUACAUUGCCCAAAGCAAAAGCAGACAUCAAGGGACCUGAGAUUGAUGUACAAUUACCUUCAUGUGCAGUAGGUGUAGAGAUUCCUGAUGUUGACAUUGGAGGGGGAAAAGGAAAAUUCAUAAUGCCCCACAUCAAGAUGCCCAAAUUUGGAAUUUCUGCACCUGAUAUAAAAUCUCCCAAAUUGGAUCUUGAUGUAAGUCUCCCCAAGGUGAAAGGUGAAAUUGAUGCAGACGUAAGCCUUGAUAAGCCCAAAGUUGACGUAACCGUACCUGAUGUAUCACUGGACAUCAAAGGGCCCAAGGCUGACAUCAACAUACCAACGAUGGAUGUGGAGGCAGGUUCAUCAGAAAUAAACAUUGAAGGUCCAGAUGGCAAGUUCAAGUUGCCAACAGUAAAAAUGCCACAUUUUGGGAUUUCAAAACCAAAAUUUAAAGGCCCUGAAGUGGAUCUCAGUCUGAAAAAGCCGGACAUUGACCUUACAUUGCCCAAAGCAAAAGCAGACAUCAAGGGACCUGAGAUUGAUGUACAAGUACCGUUGUGUGAAGCAAAGGUAGAGGUUCCUGAUGUUGACAUUGAAGGAAGAAAAGGAAAAUUCAAAAUGCCCCACAUGAAGAUGCCCAAAUUUGGAAUUUCUGCACCUGAUAUAAAAGCUCCCAAAUUGGAUCUUGAUGUAAGUCUCCCCAAGGUGAAAGGUGAAAUUGAUGCAGACGUAAGCCUUCGUAAGCCCAAAGUUGACGUAACCGUACCUGAUGUAUCAGUGGACAUCAAAGGGCCCAAGGCUGACAUCAACAUACCAACGAUGGAUGUGGAGGCAGGUUCAGCAGAAAUAAACAUUGAAGGUCCAGAUGGCAAUUUUAAAAUGCCAACAGUAAAAAUGCCACAUUUUGGGAUGUCAAUGCCGAAAUUCAGAGGCCCUAAAGUGGAUCUGAGUCUGAAAAAGCCAGACAUUGACCUUGCACUUCCUAAAGCAGAAGCAGACAUCAAGGGACCUGCGAUUGAUGUACAAUUACCUUCAUGUGCAGUAAGCGUAGAGGCUCCUGAUGUAGACAUUGGAGGGGGAAAAGGAAAAUUCAAAAUGCCCCACAUGAAGAUGCCCAAAUUUGGAAUUUCUUCACCUGAUUUAGAAGCUCCCAAAUGGGAUCUUGAUGUGAGUUUGCCAAAAGGUGACGUGGAAGUGAGUUUGCCCACUGUGAAAGGUGAAAUUGAUACAGAUAUAAACCUUAGAAAACCCAAAGUUGACGUAACACUACCUGAUGUUUCAGUGGACAUCAAAGCUCCCAAGGCUGAUGUCCAAAUACCAACGACGGAAUUGGAACCAGGUUCAGCAGAAAUAAACAUUGAAGGUCCAGAUGGCAAGUUCAAGUUGCCAACAGUAAAAAUGCCACAUUUUGGGGUGUCAAUGCCGAAAUUCGAAGGCCCUGAAUUGGAUCUCAGUCUGAAAAAGCCGGACAUUGACCUUAAAUUGCCCAAAGCAAAAGCAGACAUCAAGGGACCUGAGAUUGAUUUACAAUUACCUUCAUGUCCAGUAGUUGUAGAGGCUCCUGAUGUAGACAUUGGAGGGGGAAAAGGAAAAUUCAAAAUGCCCCACAUGAAGAUGCCCAAAUUUGGAAUUUCUUCACCUGAUUUAGAAGCUCCCAAAUGGGAUCUUGAUGUGAGUUUGCCAAAAGGUGACGUGGAAGUGAGUUUGCCCACUGUGAAAGGUGAAAUUGAUACAGAUAUAAACCUUAGAAAACCCAAAGUUGACGUAACACUACCUGAUGUUUCAGUGGACAUCAAAGCUCCCAAGGCUGAUGUCCAAAUACCAACGAUGGAAUUGGAAGCAGGUUCAGCAGAAAUAAACAUUGAAGGUCCAGAUGGCAAGUUCAAGUUGCCAACAGUAAAAAUGCCACAUUUUGGGUUCUCAAUGACGAAAUUCAAAGGCCCUGAAGUGGAUUUGAGUCUGAAAAAGCCAGACAUUGACCUUGCACUUCCUGAAACAAAAGCAGACAUCAAGGGACCUGAGAUUAAUGUACAACUACCUUCAUGUGCAGUAGGUGUAGAGGCUCCUGAUGUAGACAUUGGAGGGGGAAAAGGAAAAUUCAAAAUGCCCCACAUGAAGAUGCCCAAAUUUGGAAUUUCUGCACCUGAUAUAAAAGCUCCCAAAUUGGAUCUUGAUGUAAGUCUCCCCAAGGUGAAAGGCGAAAUUGAUGCAGAUGUAAGCCUUCGUAAGCCCAAAGUUGAUGUAACCGUACCAGAUGUAUCAGCGGACAUCAAAGGGCCCAAGGCUGACAUCAACAUACCAACGAUGGAAUUGGAAGCAGGUUCAGCAGAAAUAAACAUUGAAGGUCCAGAUGGCAAGUUCAAGUUGCCAACAGUAAAAAUGCCACAUUUUGGGAUGUCAAUGCCGAAAUUCGAAGGCCCUGAAUUGGAUCUCAGUCUGAAAAAGCCGGACAUUGACUUUAAAUUGCCCAAAGCAAAAGCAGACAUCAAGGGACCUGAGAUUGAUGUACAAGUACCGUUGUGUGCAGCAAAUGUAGAGGCUCCUGAUGUUGACAUUGGAGUGGGAAAAGGAAAAUUCAAAAUGCCCCACAUGAAGAUGCCCAAAUUUGGAAUUUCUGCACCUGAUACAAAAGCUCCCAAAUUGGAUCUUGAUGUAAGUCUCCCCAAGGUGAAAGGUGAAAUUGAUGCAGACGUAAGCCUUCGUAAGCCCAAAGUUGAUGUAACCGUACCAGAUGUAUCAGCGGACAUCAAAGGGCCCAAGGCUGACAUCAACAUACCGAGGAUAGAUGUGGAGGCAGGUUCAGCAGAAAUAAACAUUGAAGGUCCAGAUGGCAGGUUCAAGUUGCCAACAGUAAAAAUGCCACAUUUUGGGAUUUCAAAACCAAAAUUUAAAGGCCCUGAAGUGGAUCUCAGUCUGAAAAAGCCGGACAUUGACCUUACAUUGCCCAAAGCAAAAGCAGACAUCAAGGGACCUGAGAUUGAUGUACAAUUACCUUCACGUGCAGUAGGUGUAGAGGUUCCUGAUGUUGACAUUGGAGGAAGAAAAGGAAAAUUCAAAAUGCCCCACAUGAAGAUGCCCAAAUUUGGAAUUUCUGCACCUGAUAUAAAAGCUCCCAAAUUGGAUCUUGAUGUAAGUCUCCCCAAGGUGAAAGGUGAAAUUGAUGCAGACGUAAGCCUUCGUAAGCCCAAAGUUGACGUAACCGUACCUGAUGUAUCAGUGGACAUCAAAGGGCCCAAGGCUGACAUCAACAUACCAACGAUGGAUGUGGAGGCAGGUUCAGCAGAAAUAAACAUUGAAGGUCCAGAUGGCAAUUUUAAAAUGCCAACAGUAAAAAUGCCACAUUUUGGGAUGUCAAUGCCGAAAUUCAGAGGCCCUAAAGUGGAUCUGAGUCUGAAAAAGCCAGACAUUGACCUUGCACUUCCUAAAGCAGAAGCAGACAUCAAGGGACCUGCGAUUGAUGUACAAUUACCUUCAUGUGCAGUAAGCGUAGAGGCUCCUGAUGUAGACAUUGGAGGGGGAAAAGGAAAAUUCAAAAUGCCCCACAUGAAGAUGCCCAAAUUUGGAAUUUCUGCACCUGAUUUAGAAGCUCCCAAAUGGGAUCUUGAUGUGAGUUUGCCAAAAGGUGACGUGGAAGUGAGUUUGCCCACUGUGAAAGGUGAAAUUGAUACAGAUAUAAACCUUAGAAAACCCAAAGUUGACGUUACACUACCUGAUGUUUCAGUGGACAUCAAAGCUCCCAAGGCUGAUGUCCAAAUACCAACGAUGGAAUUGGAACCAGGUUCAGCAGAAAUAAACAUUGAAGGUCCAGAUGGCAAGUUCAAGUUGCCAACAGUAAAAAUGCCACAUUUUGGGUUCCCAAUGCCGAAAUUCAAAGGCCCUGAAGUGGAUCUGAGUCUGAAAAAGCCAGACAUUGACCUUGCACUUCCUGAAGCAAAAGCAGACAUCAAGGGACCUGCGAUUGAUGUACAAUUACCAUCACGUGCAGUAGGUGUAGAGGCUCCUGAUGUAGACAUUGGAGGGGGAAAAGGAAAAUUCAAAAUGCCCCACAUGAAGAUGCCCAAAUUUGGAAUUUCUGCACCUGAUAUAAAAGCUCCCAAAUUGGAUCUUGAUGUAAGUCUCCCCAAGGUGAAAGGCGAAAUUGAUGCAGACGUAAGCCUUCAUAAGACCAAAGUUGAUGUCACCGUACCUGAUGUAUCAGUGGACAUCAAAGGGCCCAAGGCUGACAUCAACAUACCGACGAUGGAUGUGGAGGCAGGUUCAGCAGAAAUAAACAUUGAAGGUCCAGAUGGCAAGUUCAAGUUGCCAACAGUAAAAAUGCCACAUUUUGGGGUGUCAAUGCCGAAAUUCGAAGGCCCUGAAUUGGAUCUCAGUCUGAAAAAGCCGGACAUUGACCUUAAAUUGCCCAAAGCAAAAGCAGACAUCAAGGGACCUGAGAUUGAUUUACAAUUACCUUCAUGUCCAGUAGUUGUAGAGGCUCCUGAUGUAGACAUUGGAGGGGGAAAAGGAAAAUUCAAAAUGCCCCACAUGAAGAUGCCCAAAUUUGGAAUUUCUGCUCCUGAUUUAGAAGCUCCCAAAUGGGAUCUUGAUGUGAGUUUGCCAAAAGGUGAUGUGGAAGUGAGUUUGCCCACUGUGAAAGGUGAAAUUGAUACAGAUAUAAACCUUAGAAAACCCAAAGUUGACGUAACACUACCUGAUGUUUCAGUGGACAUCAAAGCUCCCAAGGCUGAUGUCCAAAUACCAACGAUGGAAUUGGAAGCAGGUUCAGCAGAAAUAAACAUUGAAGGUCCAGAUGGCAAGUUCAAGUUGCCAACAGUAAAAAUGCCACAUUUUGGGUUCUCAAUGCCGAAAUUCAAAGGCCCUGAAGUGGAUCUCAGUCUGAAAAAGCCGGACAUUGACCUUACAUUGCCCAAAGCAAAAGCAGACAUCAAGGGACCUGAGAUUGAUGUACAAUUACCUUCAUGUGCAGUAGGUGUAGAGAUUCCUGAUGUUGACAUUGGAGGGGGAAAAGGAAAAUUCAAAAUGCCCCACAUGAAGAUGCCCAAAUUUGGAAUUUCUGCACCUGAUAUAAAAGCUCCCAAAUUGGAUCUUGAUGUAAGUCUCCCCAAGGUGAAAGGUGAAAUUGAUGCAGAUGUAAGCCUUCAUAAGCCCAAAGUUGACGUAACCGUACCUGAUGUAUCAGUGGACAUCAAAGGGCCCAAGGCUGACAUCAACAUACCAACGAUGGAUGUGGAGGCAGGUUCAGCAGAAAUAAACAUUGAAGGUCCAGAUGGCAAGUUCAAGUUGCCAACAGUAAAAAUGCCACAUUUUGGGAUUUCAAAACCAAAAUUUAAAGGCCCUGAAGUGGAUCUCAGUCUGAAAAAGCCGGACAUUGACCUAACAUUGCCCAAAGCAAAAGCAGACAUCAAGGGACCUGAGAUUGAUGUACAAGUACCGUUGUGUGAAGCAAAGGUAGAGGUUCCUGAUGUUGACAUUGGAGGAAGAAAAGGAAAAUUCAAAAUGCCCCACAUGAAGAUGCCCAAAUUUGGAAUUUCUGCACCUGAUAUAAAAGCUCCCAAAUUGGAUCUUGAUGUGAGUUUGCCAAAAGGUGACGUGGAAGUGAGUUUGCCCACGGUGAAAGGUGAAAUUGAUACAGAUAUAAACCUUAGAAAACCCAAAGUUGACGUAACACUACCUGAUGUUUCAGUGGACAUCAAAGCUCCCAAGGCUGAUGUCCAAAUACCAACGAUGGAAUUGGAACCAGGUUCAGCAGAAAUAAACAUUGAAGGUCCAGAUGGCAAGUUCAAGUUGCCAACAGUAAAAAUGCCACAUUUUGGGUUCUCAAUGCCGAAAUUCAAAGGCCCUGAAGUGGAUCUGAGUCUGAAAAAGCCAGACAUUGACCUUGCACUUCCUGAAGCAAAAGCAGACAUCAAGGGACCUGCGAUUGAUGUACAAUUACCUUCAUGUGCAGUAGGUGUAGAGGCUCCUGAUGUAGACAUUGGAGGGGGAAAAGGAAAAUUCAAAAUGCCCCACAUGAAGAUGCCCAAAUUUGGAAUUUCUGCACCUGAUAUAAAAGCUCCCAAAUUGGAUCUUGAUGUAAGUCUCCCCAAGGUGAAAGGUGAAAUUGAUGCAGACGUAAGCCUUCGUAAGCCCAAAGUUGAUGUAACCGUACCAGAUGUAUCAGUGGACAUCAAAGGGCCCAAGGCUGACAUCAACAUACCGACGAUGGAUGUGGAGGCAGGUUCAGCAGAAAUAAACAUUGAAGGUCCAGAUGGCAAGUUCAAGUUGCCAACAGUAAAAAUGCCACAUUUUGGGGUGUCAAUUCCGAAAUUCAGAGGCCCUAAAGUGGAUCUGAGUCUGAAAAAGCCAGACAUUGACCUUGCACUUCCUAAAGCAGAAGCAGACAUCAAGGGACCUGCGAUUGAUGCACAAUUACCUUCAUGUGCAGUAAGCGUAGAGGCUCCUGAUGUAGACAUUGGAGGGGGAAAAGGAAAAUUCAAAAUGCCCCACAUGAAGAUGCCCAAAUUUGGAAUUUCUGCACCUGAUUUAGAAGCUCCCAAAUGGGAUCUUGAUGUGAGUUUGCCAAAAGGUGACGUGGAAGUGAGUUUGCCCACUGUGAAAGGUGAAAUUGAUACAGAUAUAAACCUUAGAAAACCCAAAGUUGACGUAACACUACCUGAUGUUUCAGUGGACAUCAAAGCUCCCAAGGCUGAUGUCCAAAUACCAACGAUGGAAUUGGAACCAGGUUCAGCAGAAAUAAACAUUGAAGGUCCAGAUGGCAAGUUCAAGUUGCCAACAGUAAAAAUGCCACAUUUUGGGUUCUCAAUGCCGAAAUUCAAAGGCCCUGAAGUGGAUCUGAGUCUGAAAAAGCCAGACAUUGACCUUGCACUUCCUGAAGCAAAAGCAGACAUCAAGGGACCUGCGAUUGAUGUACAAUUACCUUCAUGUGCAGUAGGUGUAGAGGCUCCUGAUGUAGACAUUGGAGGGGGAAAAGGAAAAUUCAAAAUGCCCCACAUGAAGAUGCCCAAAUUUGGAAUUUCUGCACCUGAUAUAAAAGCUCCCAAAUUGGAUCUUGAUGUAAGUCUCCCCAAGGUGAAAGGCGAAAUUGAUGCAGACGUAAGCCUUCAUAAGACCAAAGUUGAUGUCACCGUACCUGAUGUAUCAGUGGACAUCAAAGGGCCCAAGGCUGACAUCAACAUACCGACGAUGGAUGUGGAGGCAGGUUCAGCAGAAAUAAACAUUGAAGGUCCAGAUGGCAAGUUCAAGUUGCCAACAGUAAAAAUGCCACAUUUUGGGGUGUCAAUGCCGAAAUUCGAAGGCCCUGAAUUGGAUCUCAGUCUGAAAAAGCCGGACAUUGACCUUAAAUUGCCCAAAGCAAAAGCAGACAUCAAGGGACCUGAGAUUGAUUUACAAUUACCUUCAUGUCCAGUAGUUGUAGAGGCUCCUGAUGUAGACAUUGGAGGGGGAAAAGGAAAAUUCAAAAUGCCCCACAUGAAGAUGCCCAAAUUUGGAAUUUCUGCUCCUGAUUUAGAAGCUCCCAAAUGGGAUCUUGAUGUGAGUUUGCCAAAAGGUGAUGUGGAAGUGAGUUUACCCACUGUGAAAGGUGAAAUUGAUACAGAUAUAAACCUUAGAAAACCCAAAGUUGACGUAACACUACCUGAUGUUUCAGUGGACAUCAAAGCUCCCAAGGCUGAUGUCCAAAUAUCAACGAUGGAAUUGGAAGCAGGUUCAGCAGAAAUAAACAUUGAAGGUCCAGAUGGCAAGUUCAAGUUGCCAACAGUAAAAAUGCCACAUUUUGGGUUCUCAAUGCCGAAAUUCAAAGGCCCUGAUGUGGAUCUCAGUCUGAAAAAGCCGGACAUUGACCUUACAUUGCCCAAAGCAAAAGCAGACAUCAAGGGACCUGAGAUUGAUUUACAAUUACCUUCAUGUGCAGUAGGUGUAGAGAUUCCUGAUGUUGACAUUGGAGGGGGAAAAGGAAAAUUCAAAAUGCCCCACAUGAAGAUGCCCAAAUUUGGAAUUUCUGCACCUGAUAUAAAAUCUCCCAAAUUGGAUCUUGAUGUAAGUCUCCCCAAGGUGAAAGGUGAAAUUGAUGCAGACGUAAGCCUUCAUAAGCCCAAAGUUGACGUAACCGUACCUGAUGUAUCAGUGGACAUCAAAGGGCCCAAGGCUGACAUCAACAUACCAACGAUGGAUGUGGAGGCAGGUUCAGCAGAAAUAAACAUUGAAGGUCCAGAUGGCAAGUUCAAGUUGCCAACAGUAAAAAUGCCAUAUUUUGGGAUUUCAAAACCAAAAUUUAAAGGCCCUGAAGUGGAUCUCAGUCUGAAAAAGCCGGACAUUGACCUUACAUUGCCCAAAGCAAAAGCAGACAUCAAGGGACCUGAGAUUGAUGUACAAGUACCGUUGUGUGAAGCAAAGGUAGAGGUUCCUGAUGUUGACAUUGGAGGAAGAAAAGGAAAAUUCAAAAUGCCCCACAUGAAGAUGCCCAAAUUUGGAAUUUCUGCACCUGAUAUAAAAGCUCCCAAAUUGGAUCUUGAUGUAAGUCUCCCCAAGGUGAAAGGUGAAAUUGAUGCAGACGUAAGCCUUCGUAAGCCCAAAGUUGACGUAACCGUACCUGAUGUAUCAGUGGACAUCAAAGGGCCCAAGGCUGACAUCAACAUACCAACGAUGGAUGUGGAGGCAGGUUCAGCAGAAUUAAACAUUGAAGGUCCAGAUGGCAAUUUUAAAGUGCCAACAGUAAAAAUGCCACAUUUUGGGAUGUCAAUGCCGAAAUUCAGAGGCCCUAAAGUGGAUCUGAGUCUGAAAAAGCCAGACAUUGACCUUGCACUUCCUAAAGCAGAAGCAGACAUCAAGGGACCUGCGAUUGAUGCACAAUUACCUUCAUGUGCAGUAAGCGUAGAGGCUCCUGAUGUAGACAUUGGAGGGGGAAAAGGAAAAUUCAAAAUGCCCCACAUGAAGAUGCCCAAAUUUGGAAUUUCUUCACCUGAUUUAGAAGCUCCCAAAUGGGAUCUUGAUGUGAGUUUGCCAAAAGGUGACGUGGAAGUGAGUUUGCCCACUGUGAAAGGUGAAAUUGAUACAGAUAUAAACCUUAGAAAACCCAAAGUUGACGUAACACUACCUGAUGUUUCAGUGGACAUCAAAGCUCCCAAGGCUGAUGUCCAAAUACCACCGAUGGAAUUGGAAGCAGGUUCAGCAGAAAUAAACAUUGAAGAUCCAGAUAGGAAGUUUAAAAUGCCAACAGUAAAAAUGCCACAUUUUGGGAUGUCAAUGCCAAAGUUUAGAGGCCCUGAAGUGGAUCUGAGUCUGAAAAAGCCGGACAUUGACCUUAAAUUGCCCAAAGCAAAAGCAGACAUCAAGGGACCUGAGAUUGAUGUACAAGUACCGUUGUGUGAAGCAAAUGUAGAGGUUCCUGAUGUUGACAUUGGAGGAAGAACAGGAAAAUUCAAAAUGCCCCACAUGAAAAUGCCCAAAUUUGGAAUUUCUGCUCCUGAUUUAGAAGCUCCCAAAUGGGAUCUUGAUGUGAGUUUGCCAAAAGGUGAUGUGGAAGUGAGUUUGCCCACUGUGAAAGGUGAAAUUGAUACAGAUAUAAACCUUAGAAAACCCAAAGUUGACGUAACACUACCCGAUGUUUCAGUGGACUUCAAAGCUCCCAAGGCUGAUGUCCAAAUACCAACGAUGGAAUUGGAAGCAGGUUCAGCAGAAAUAAACAUUGAAGGUCCAGAUGGCAAGUUCAAGUUGCCAACAGUAAAAAUGCCACAUUUUGGGAUGUCAAUGCCGAAAUUCGAAGGCCCUGAAUUGGAUCUCAGUCUGAAAAAGCCGGACAUUGACCUUAAAUUGCUCAAAGCAAAAGCAGACAUCAAGGGACCUGAGAUUGAUGUACAAGUACCGUUGCGUGAAGCAAAUGUAGAGGUUCCUGAUGUUGACAUUGGAGAGGGAAAAGGAAAAUUCAAAAUGCCCCACAUGAAGUUGCCCAAAUUUGGAAUUUCUGCACCUGAUAUAAAAGCUCCCAAAUUGGAUCUUGAUGUAAGUCUCCCCAAGGUGAAAGGUGAAAUUGAUGCAGACGUAAGCCUUCGUAAGCCCAAGGUUGAUGUAACCGUACCAGAUGUAUCAGCGGACAUCAAAGGGCCCAAGGCUGACAUCAACAUACCAACGAUGGAUGUGGAGGCAGGUUCAGCAGAAAUAAACAUUGAAGGUCCAGAUGGCAAGUUCAAAAUGCCAACAGUAAAAAUGCCACAUUUUGGGAUGUCAAUGCCAAAGUUUAAAGGCCCUGAAGUGGAUCUGAGUCUGAAAAAGCCAGACAUUGACCUUGCACUUCCUAAAGCAAAAGCAGACAUCAAGGGACCUGCGAUUGAUGUACAAUUACCUUCAUGUGCAGUAAGCGUAGAGGCUCCUGAUGUAGACAUUGGAGGGGGAAAAGGAAAAUUCAAAAUGCCCCACAUGAAGAUGCCCAAAUUUGGAAUUUCUGCACCUGAUAUAAAAGCUCCCAAAUUGGAUCUUGAUGUAAGUCUCCCGAAGGUGAAAGGCGAAAUUGAUGCAGACGUAAGCCUUCGUAAGCCCAAAGUUGACGUAACCGUACCUGAUGUAUCAGUGGACAUCAAAGGGCCCAAGGCUGACAUCAACAUACCAAUGUUGGAUGUGGAGGCAGGUUCAGCAGAAAUAAACAUUGAAGGUCCAGAUGGCAAUUUUAAAAUGCCAACAGUAAAAAUGCCACAUUUUGGGAUGUCAAUGCCGAAAUUCAGAGGCCCUAAAGUGGAUCUGAGUCUGAAAAAGCCGGACAUUGACCUUACACUUCCCACCGGAAAGGCAGACCUGAAGGGACCGGAGAUUCAUGUACAAUUACCGUCAUGUGAAGUAGAUGUAGAGGCUCCUGAUAUAAACACUGGAGGAAAAAAAGGAAAAUUCAAAAUGCCCCACAUGAAGAUGCCCAAAUUUGGAAUUUCUGCACCUGAUAUAAAAGCUCCCAAAUUGGAUCUUGAUGUGAAUUUGCCCAAGGUAAAAGGUGAAAUUGUUGCAGAUGUGAAUCUAAGUAAACCCAAAGUUGAUUUAGCCGUACCUGAUGUAUCAGCGCACAUCAAAGGUCCCAAGGCUGAUAUCAACGUACCAACAAUGGAUGUGGAGACAGGUUCAGCAGAAAUGAACAUUGAAGGCCCAGAUGGCAAGUUCAAUAUGCCAACAGUAAAGAUGCCACAUUUUGAGAUUUCAAUGCCAAAAUUUAAAGGCACUGACGUUGACAUUGGUCUGAAAAAGCCGGAUAUUGAUGUCAAUCUGCCCAAAGCUGAAGGACACAUCAAGGGACCUGAGAUUGAUAUCCACACACCAACAGUGGAACUUGACACUGGUUCAGCUGAACUCAACUUCGAAGGUCCAGAUGGGAAGUUGAAAAUGCCAAAGGUUAAAAAGCCAUAUUUUGGGUUUUCAAUGCCGAAAUUUAAAAGUCCUGAAGUGGAUCUCAGUCUGAAAAAGCCGGACAUUGACCUUGCACUUCCCAAAGGAAAAGCAGGCAUGAAGGGACCUGAGGUUGAUGUACAAUUACCGUCAUGUGAAGUCGAUGUGGAGGCUCCUGAUGUAGACGUUGGGGGAACAAAAGGAAAAUUCAAAAUGCCCCACAUGAAGAUGCCCAAAUUUGGAAUUUCUGGACCUGAUAUAAAAGCUCCCAAAUUGGAUCUUGAUGUUAGUCUGCCCAAGGUGAAAGGUGAAAUUGAUGGAGACGUAACCUUUCAUCAGCCCAAAGUUGACAUAACUGUACCUGAUGUAUCAGCAGACAUCAAAGGUACCAAGGCUGACAUCAGCAUACCAACGAUGGAUGUGGAGGCAGGUUCAGCAGAAAUAAACAUUGAAGACCCAGAUGGAAAGUUCAAGUUGCCAACAGUAAAAAUACCACAUUUUGGGAUUUCAAUGACAAAAUUUAAAGGUCCUGAAGUGGAUCUCAAUCUGAAAAAGCCGGACAUUGAUGUUAAAAUGCCCAAAGCUGAAAGACACAUCAAGGGACCUGAGAUUGAGGUAGAUUUACCAUCAUGUGAAAUAGAUGCAGAGGCUUCUGAUUUAGAUACUGGAGGAGCAAAAGGAAAAUUCAAAAUGCCCCACAUGAAGAUGCCUAAAUUUGGAAUGUCUGGACCUGAUAUAAAAGCUCCCAAAUUGGAUCUUGACGUGAGUUUACAAAAAGGUGACCUGGAUGUGAGUUUGCCCAAGGUGAAAGGUGAAAUUGAUGCAGACAUAACCUUACAUAAACCAAAAGUUGAUGUAGCGGUAUCUGAUGUAUCAGCGGACAUCAAAGGGCCCAAGGCUGACAUCAACAUACCAAUGGUGGAUGUGGAGCCAGGUUCAGCAGAAAUAAACAUUGAAGGUCCAGAUGGUAAGUUCAAGUUGCCAACAGUAAAAGUACCACAUUUUGGAAUUUCAUUGCCAAAAUUUAAAGGCCCUGAAGUGGAUCUAAGUCUGAAAAAGCCGGACAUUGACGUUAAACUGCCUACAACUGAAGGAGACAUUAAGGGACCUGAGAUUGAUAUCCACGCACCAACAAUGGAUCUUGAUACUGGUUCAGCUGAACUGAACAUCGAAGGUCCUGAUGGCAAAUUUAAAAUGCCAAAGAUUAAAAAGCCACAUUUUACGUUUUCAAUGCCAAAAUUUAAAGGCCCUGAAUUGGAUAUCAGCAGAAAAAACUCAGACAUUGACAUUACUCUGUCAAAGCCAAAAGUUGCCAUUAAAGGACCUGGGAUUGAUGUAGACGCAUCUUCUUUUGAAGCAGAUGUAGAGAAUCUUGAUGUGGAGAUUGGAAAAGCAAAAGGAAAAUUUAAAAUGCCUCACAUUAAAGGGUCCAAAUUUGGAUUUUCUGCACUUGAUAUAAAAGCUCCCAAGUUCGAUCUUGAGUUUAGUUUAGCAAAGGCUGAUAUUGACGUAAGUGCUCCUAAUGCAGAUAUCAAACCCGGCAAAUUGGAUGGUAAUUUCGGUAUUGAGCAUCUCAGUUUCGAAGGCCCUGAUAGUUCUUUAAAAAUGCCUAAAGUAGAAGUGCCAUCUUUGGAUGUGAGUUUGCCCAAAGUGAAAGGUGAAAUUGAUGCAGCGGUAAGCCUCAGUAAACCUCAAGUUGAUGUAACCCUUCCUGAUGUAUCAGCGGACAUCAAAGGUCCAGUUGCUAACAUUAACAUACCAACAAUGGAAGUGGAAGUAGGAUCAGCAGAAAUGAACAUCGAAGGUACAGAUGGCAAGGUUAAAAUGCCAAAGGCAAAAAAGCCACAUUUUAGGUUUUUAAUGCCAAAAUUUAAAGGCCCUGAAAUGGAUAUCGGCAGGAAAAAGCCAGACAUUGACAUUACACUUUCCAAACCAAAAGCAGACAUCAAGGGACCUGAGAUUGAUAUAGAAGUACCAUCAUGUGAAGUUCAUGCAGAGGCUCCUGAUGUAGACAUUGGUGGAACAAAAGGAAAAUUCAAAAUGCUGCAAAUGAAGAUGCCCAAAUUUGGAAUUUCUGCACCUGAUGUAAAAGCUCCUAAAUUGGAUCUUGAUGUGAGUCUGCCCAAGAUGGAAGGUGAAAUUGAUGCAAAUGUAAGCCUUAGUAAAUCCAAAGUUGAUGUAACUGUACCUGAUGUAUCAACAGACAUCAAAGGUCCAACGAUGGAUGUGGAGACAGGUUCAGCAGAAAUAAACAUUGAAGGCCCAGGUGGCAAAUUCAAGUUGCCAACAGUCAAAAUGCAACAAUUUGGGAUUUCAACGCCAAAGUUUAAAGGUCCUGAAGUUGAUAUUGGCAUGCAAAAAACAGACAUUGACCCUACACUUCCCAAAGCAGAAACAGUUGUCAAAAUUCCAGAGAUUGACCUCCAUGCACCAACUGUAGGUAUGGUGGCUGGUUCAGCAGACAUAAACAUUGACGGGAAAAAUGUAGGUAUCCGAAAAAUAAAAGUGGCUCAGUUGGAAAUAUUGGAUCCAAGUGUUUCAGCUUCUUUAAAGGGCACUGAGAAAGAUAUCUCCAUUGGAAAAUGUGUUGUAGAUGUUAAAGGAUUAGGUAAAGGUUCAAAAUUAAGUGGUAAAUUAAACAAUGAGGAAACAGAAUUUAAUGUGGGAAUUCCCGACAGUGAAAUAACUGGGGGGAAAAUUAGCCUAGGUGAUAUUGAUGGGAAUUUAUUUGGCACAAAGUUGAAAGGAAGUGCAUUGGAUUGUGAUGUGCAAGUGGACAUAAAAAGUUCAGAACCUGAUCUUGGGUUAUCAGUGCUGGAUACUAAUGCAGGCAGUAAAAUAGAAGCGAAACAAUCAACCUAUGGGGUUUCACUUUUAAAGGUUAGUUCCCCAACAGCACAAUGUGAAAGUGGAAUUGAUGGUGCUGGGUCAAUUUUGACAUCUGUGAAUAUUAUUCAGCCAAAACUUAAACAGGUUACAGACACAUCAACUUCAGGGCCAACCUUUGGUGGUGUAUUUGAAGGUCAUGGUGAUGAUACAGAUAUAAAAACCAAAGCUGUACCUGGAAAGGUAAAAUUUAAACUCCCCAGGAUUGGGCUUUCUGAAGCAGAGUCUACUCAGUCCGUACCUGAGCUCAAAGGUCAGAAAGAUUCUGAUGUGGUACCUUUAAAAACAACAGAGGCAACAAAGACUAAGACCAGCUGGUUUAAAUUUCCAAAAAUAAGUUUUUCAUCGCCAUGGAGAAAAGAAAAACAGGAAACUGAAGUUGGGAAAAAUGCUGCACCUGAAAUUCCAGUUUCCAGUACGCCAUCAAUUGAACUUGGUGUAAAGGCCACCAGUCUUAAAGCUGAUGAUUCAUCUGCAAAAGCAUCACCAUUAAAGCAGACAAUUGAUGAAGGUUCUGCAAAUAUUGCUCUUCGUGUUGACAAGACUGAAACAGUAACAAAGUAUGAAACACCCAGUGUCACAGCACCUGAAACGGAUGUGAAAAAGCCUAAUGAAGUUGUCACUUCAACUGCUAGAACUGAACUUGCUUUGUUGGAAUCAAGUGGUUUCAGUUUAAAUGUAGGGUCAGCCGAGGCUGAACAAAGCUACAAGGUUUCAAGCAGUGAAAGUUCUUCUGAACAUCACAGUUAUGCGAUUGGAAUUCCAACUAUAAAAUCAAGUGAGCAAAGCAAAGAAAAGGCUGGAGCCCUUGAAGUUCCUGAUCUAUCAAUGUCACAACCUGAAGGUUCUUCAUACCUAUCUUCUGCAGAGCAUUCCAAAGUUGCAAUUAAAGGAUAUCUCAUACAAGCUACCGGUGGAACAUCUGAACCUCCGACAUCUCCUACAGAGCAUUCUUCGUUCCUGUCUGAAUUCCGCAUACCAAAAAGACGAUAUGUUGUACCUGCUGGAGGCCAUGGUUUCACAAAGGAAGAUACCAAAACUGAAGGGUCUGUAGUUGUCUUAACUGAGAGCUCAACAGUACAACACGGUGACAUAACAUCUGAAGCAACAGCUUCUGCUGAAUCAUCUACUGCCUUCCAAAAUAUAAGAGAAAUUAUUCAGGGUGAGCAAAAACAAUUCUAUGAAACAUCCCAACAUUCAUCAGUUUCCAUUUCUGUGACAGAAUCAGAGAUAAAAACUGUCAAGAAGACUGUAACGAAGAAAUAGAGCAUAUAUUUAGAGUCUUGUUUAUAUUUGUGGUGUGGUGCUUUUCCUCGCUGUUUUAUGCAUUUAACCAAAUAGUACUUAAGAAUAAUUCUAUACAAAAGGGUAUGUUUUGUGUAAACAUAGGGUUAUUUCACGCAUCAUUAGGUAUUAAAGAUCAUAUUUUCAGGUAAUGAUAGAGGUUGCUUUAACAAGAACCAAACUUAAAAUAUAAGCUGCAACCAGUAAAUUGUACAUUAUUUUACACAGUUGUGUAUUAGGCUGUUCAACAACUGCUUUUGACUGAAAUGGAACUGCUGUACAGCUUUAUGGUUUCAAAUAUUCAUUCAGUAAGUAGGACCUGAUGGUCGUUUUCAAACCAGCUUAAACAUUCUUCGUUCAUAUAAAUCACACUACAGUUUUUGAUUCUUCCAGAGUAAUCACUUGAAUAACUUGUUUCAUCUAUCUGAAAUAGAGAUGGGCUUUACGCUCUUACACAUGAAAUUAUGACAGACAACCACAACCAACACAAUAGAGGAAUAGGUUUAAAGAUAUCAUAAUUUUAUCAAUGGUUAAAGCUUGAAUUUUUAAAAAUGGAUCCCAGCCCUAAUAAUGAAUUUCCUUAACCAUUUAAAUCCAUAAAAAUACAUUAGAUUCUUUUGAAAAAUGCUAUCUCCAAUGCCCUAAACAAACACACACCUUAAACACGGUUCGUGCAAUACGUGUUAUGCAAAAUAUUAAUAGAAUGACAAGAACAUAAAAUAUUUAUAAUAGAUGCCAUGAAUUAUUUCAAAAAUAAUUUGAUGUGCAUGUCGUGUGUCAUUGGCCCAGAGCCAUCUUUGUAUUAAGUGGCAUCACAAAUAGCAUGUUUAAAGCAUGUCGGUGUACAACAUGCAGCCAAUAACUGUUUAAAAAAUAAAAAAAUAAAUAUAAUCUAAUAUUUUAAGUGCAUCAGCACUCGUCAACAUGGCUCAGCUGAUAUUAGAAUUUUAAUUUGUUCUGUAAAUCAAAAUAGGCAUUAAAAUCAUUGUUUCAUGUGAAUAUCUGUUGUAAAUAUGAUUAGAUACAAUCUGUAUUCUGAAAGCUGAAUUUAUGUCACUGUUAUUGCAAAUUAUUACUCGUCUGCAUUUUGCAUCAAUAUUUUAACUCCAUUUGUUUAUGUUUUCUCAGUUAAUGUAUCUGCUACUUUUUGUGGAUAUGUUAUUAAUAAAAUUAUCUGUGUUUGGACACUAAA